CCCGGCUCUGGGGCAGCGCAGUAGCAGCCCAGCCGAGCCAUCCCGUGCGUCUCGCUCCGGGUUCCGCCCGCCUGCCGGCGCCCGCCGCGAUGCCUUAGUGUCCCCCGAGCUGCCCCAGCCGACUGUUCCUGGCGGCCACCAGUGCUGUGGCCGGUCACAUGUGCUUGGCGGGCUCGUGCCGGGCCUCUGGCUCCCACUGACAGCUGGAGAGCCUGCCCGCCGCCCACCUUGCCCACUCCACCGCCGCACGCCCGAGCCAUGGAGGCCCCGGAGGUGCCCGUGGGGUCGCUGAUCGACUUCGGGACCGAGCCAUCGGCCGCCUCGCCCGUGGAGGCGCUUUCUGCAAAGCUGCAGGACAGGGACGGCUCCCAGGGGGAUGGCGGCUCAGAGAGCGAAACCACAGAGUCAGCGGACAGCGAGAACGACAUGGGCGAGUCGCCCUUGCACCCGCCCUGGGACCAGGACCGCCGCUCCUCCUCCAACGAGUCCUUCUCUUCCAACCAGAGCACUGAGUCGGCCAAGGACGAGGAGACCCUGGCGCUCCGGGAGUUCAUGCGCAGCUACGUGGAGAAGAUCUUCUCUGGAGGAGAUGAUUUGGACCAGGAGGAGAAAGCCAAGUUCGGAGAAUAUUGCAGCAGUGAGAAUGGGAAGGGCCGGGAAUGGUUUGCUCGCUACGUGAGUGCCCAGCGCUGCAAUUCCAAGUGCGUCUCAGAGCCGACCUUCUACCGCCUGGUGCAGUCUUUCGCGGUGGUCCUGUUUGAGUGCCAUCAGAUGGAUGACUUCGGGCCCGCCAAGAACCUCAUGACCAUGUGCUUCACGUACUACUACAUCGGGAAGCCCCACCUGCUCCCCACGGAGUCCAAGGAGAAGCCCGCAGGGAGCAUUGACUCCUACCUGAAGUCCGCCAACAGCUGGUUAGCCGAGAAGAAGGACAUCGCGGAGCGGCUGCUGAAGAACACCAAGACGGAGAAUGUCAAGGGUUUCUUUGGCGGGCUGGAGACCAAGCUGAAGGGACCCCUGGUCAAGAAGAAUGAGGACGAGGAGAACAAGCCAAAGGAGAGGCCGCAGAGGACAGUGACCGUGAGCAGCCCAGGCGAGGACAGGAAGGGGGAGAAGAUCUACCUGUACACGCACCUGAAGCAGCAGCCCAUCUGGCACACGCUCAGGUUCUGGAACGCAGCCUUCUUUGAUGCCGUGCACUGUGAGAGGAGGAAGCGGUCGCCCACCACCAGAGGGGAUGCUGGAGAGGAGGAGAAGAAGAGGGAGAAGUGGUGCCACAUGAGCCAAGAGGAGCGUGAUGACAGCCUGCGGUUCCAUGAGAACAUCACCUUCGGGCAGCUGGGAACGUUCACGCACAACAUGCUGGCCUUCGGGCUGAGCAGGAAGCUGUGCAGCGACUUCCUGAAGAAGCAGGCUGUGAUCGGGAGUCUAGACGAAGAGCAAUACAAGCUGCUGAGUGACCACAUCGAGCAGAUGGCCACCGAGUAGACCACGGUGGUCCCCGCGGCACCCCGGGAGGGCCAGCGACUGGCUGUCACCUCACCUGAUGACCCCGCAUGACCUCGGCAGCACCCAGAGCCACUCCGCGCUGCCCUAGAACUAGCAGUUAGAGAGUCUGGCUGCCCUUCCUCCCCUCUGCCUGUGUCUGCUCCCCCCACGCCAAAGGGUCCCUGGGAUUACGUGGCUAAAACUGAGGUGACUGUCCAUACCCCCGAGUGUCAGCCUGUGACGUGGGACUGAGGACGGAGGAGGCCAGUGCCAGGUGGACACACCGCGUUUAGCAGGCCUCCUGCUGGAGAGCCUGUGGGAGCGCGGGGCGUCAAGGCAGCUGCGGCGGGAGGGCCAGGCCCCCCCACCACGUGCACAAUGUUUGUGCGCCUCUGAGCAGGCCCUGAGGGGGCAGCACUGGGCCGGCCUGGAGUUGUUCUGGCUUUCUGGCCCCUCUCCAUGGAGUCCCAGGACCCUCAAGGAGGGAGACGCUUGGAGGAGGGCGGGAGCCCUGUGCAGAGAACGGACGUUCCUGGCCAGGGAAGGCCUGUCGGGCAGGCGUGUGAGCCCAGUGGCUUUGUGAGAAGCACCCCAGUGUGGCUAGGGCGCUGUGGCCACCCUCCCGGUGGACUGGGGCAGCCUUCCUCUGAGAACCUCGUACCAGCUGUCCUGGAGGAAGGCCCGGAGAGAUGUGUUUCUUCAGUUGCUGCAAGGCCACUGCCCUGUCCGAGUGCCACUGUCCACUGCACACAGGACAGACACAUCUGUGCAAGUGUCCGGGCAGCUGGCAGAGGCUGGUGGCAGGGUUGGAGCAGCCUCUGGGGUCUGCUCCUAGGGCGCUGGGCCCUGCAGUGUGGCAGGAAGUGUGGGUGCGCUUCCUGGUUUCCUUCAGACUUUGCGGAACCCCCACAUCCGGGAGCCCCGCUUUUCUCCCUGGGCCUGUCCCAAGGGUCCCAGCCACCGCUUCCAGCAUGCACCCCAGAGCCCGUGAACGCUUGCCUCCAGCCCAGACCCUCUGCUCCCACCACUGCUCGCGCACUGGCCUGGGGUUUUUCCUGGCCCCCCGUCUCUCCUCUACCUCUCCAACUCCCACACCCGUGAGCACACGCAGACAUGCCUGACGGCACUUACCCAGCCAGGAGUCCUCAUGCAGUGCCCCAGAGGCAGCGCUGAGCCGCAGAGAGGAGACGAGAGGGGUGCACUGAGUGCUGGGUGCGAAAUGUUGUCCUCAAAGAAAUGGGGAGCGGCUGCCCACACCAGCCUGUCUCUGGGGGCAGGGGGUGGGGCGGCGGUGUGUUUUCCUAAACACAGCCCGCACACUGCUGAGGCCGGGCGGGGCACACUGCAUGGCCCCCACUGCCUCCCAGGCAGACAUCUCGUCUCAUGCCUCCAGGAACACAUCCUCCUCCACCCUGAACCCAGCCCUGGAUGGCGCUUUGUGCUUCUCCCUGCUGUGCAGCCUCAGGGGCUCUGCUUUUAGCUCUCAUCAGCAGAGGCUUCACUAGUCUUCUGGAAGUAGCUGGAAUGUUUCAAGACUUCAGGGUGCCAGAAGACUCAUCCCUGUGCAUCCGAGGACUUUGUGUAGGAAUUCUGACGCGUCCUUUCCUGAGGAAGAGGAGAGAAUUCUGCCUCUUUCCAGGGAGCUGGGCAGCAGGCAGCACUGUCCCCGCAGUGGGACGGGGCAGGACAGCUGGGAGCAGCUCUGACUUUGGACGUUGCCAAGCACUUUAUUUUCAGAAAUGACCUUGAGACUUUCUUCGACAUGGGCCCCUAGAAAUAGCAGUGGGAGGUGGAGACAGGGUGCCUUGGGUUUUUCCCUUCUGCCAUAGACCUCAUUCCUGAAAGCUGGGGUGAGCCUGACCCCAGAGGUGCCGCCGGGUGCGCGGCCCGGAGCCUGCUGUCUCCCGUUGGCUGCUGCGGGCCAAGCAUCUCACUGUAGAGGAUGCCGGCGGGUGUCCCCGGAAGGCCGGCAGCCCGACGAGCCCACUGUGCUGUCAGCCGGGUUGUUCCUUGGAACUGCCUGUGGAUGAAGUGGUAGAAAAGCAGCGCAGACAAUAGCCUUUUCCAUGACCAUCCAUCAAAAGGAAGCCCCCGAAGUAACUGAAAUCCCUCUUCUCCCGUAUUUGCCACACUCCCCCCAUUAAAGAAGUAACCAAAUAGUUCCUGACUUA
Molecule: messenger RNA, 3659 nt
Organism: Condylura cristata (star-nosed mole)
Lineage: Eukaryota; Metazoa; Chordata; Mammalia; Eulipotyphla; Talpidae
Product: KIAA0513 ortholog
Exons: 13
Coding region: 259-1488 (409 amino acids)
Source: RefSeq, a predicted model, not a curated record